AUGGUUCUCGCAUCUUGGUUCUCGCCCAUCUCCAACCUAGCACGGAAAGCCAUGGGUUCAACAGCGUACGCAGUGUACAGCAAUGGCGCUGGCAAUGGCAGCAGCGCGCGCACGGUGACAGCCAUGGGACGAUGGUCGAUUCUCAACAAGCAACUACCCGCCGUCGAUACCAUCAAGGCCAUCCAUGUCUACGAUUUUGACAACACUCUCUUCAAGACGCCGCUUCCAAAUCCCAAGCUGUGGAAUGGCCCAACAAUAGGGACGCUAUCGAACCCUGAUGCCUUCGUCAAUGGCGGAUGGUGGCACGAUUCUCGCAUUCUGACCGCGACAGGCGAGGGCCUCGCCAAGGAAGAGGCGCGCGCGUGGGACGGGUGGUGGAACGAGAAGAUUGUCGAGCUCAUCCACCUGAGCAAUAAGCAAAAAGAUGCGCUCUGCGUCCUCCUCACGGGGCGCUCCGAGUCUGGCUUCGGCGAUCUGAUCAAGCGCAUGGUUGCAAGCAAGGGCCUUGAGUUCGAUCUGAUCUCGUUGAAGCCAGCUGUCGGCCCCAACAAUGAGCGCUUUGCCAAUACCAUGGUUUUCAAGCAGAUGUUCCUUGAGGCUCUGAUGGAGACAUACAGGCAUGCCGAAGAGAUCCGCAUCUACGAGGACAGGAUAAAGCACGUCAAAGGUUUUCGCGACUUCCUCGAUGACUACAACAUCAGGCAGAUAAACGGGAUACCAAGCCCUAUUACGCGUGGACCUAUCAAGGGCGAGGUCAUCCAAGUGGCCGACGUGGCCACCUACCUCGACCCCAUCGUCGAAGUGGCCGAAGUGCAGCAAAUCAUUGCUGAGCACAACGCUGCUCUGUCUAAGAGGCGGCGCGGCGUCAGGGGCGAGCGCCUCGCCAUCAAGAAGACCGUCUUCUACACAGGAUACAUGAUCAACAACGCUGACACACAACGCUUGCUCACUCUGGCACAGACCCCGCAGAAUCUUCCCGAAGGGGAGCUCAAGUUCCACGCGAACAACAUCAUGAUUUGUCCACGACCUUGUCCGCCAGCCAUCCUAGAAAAAGUCGGCGGCAUCGGCGGCAAAAUGACAUGGGAAGUGACCGGAACGGCCUGCUUCGAGAACACCAUCUGGGCGGCGUGCGUCAAACCCGUACCCGCGACAGCAAGCUUCCAUACAGGCGACCCGACUCCGCUUGUCGUGCUGGCCCUGCGCAAGGGCGCCCGCCACGUGGACGCAGGUAAGAUUCAACACUGGCAGCCCGUGCCCCCGGAGAAAGCUUUUCGCUUCGAGACGACGGUCGGCGAGAAGAUCCUGCUGCGUAUCGAGGCCGAGGACUCGGCGCCCUACCAGCACCACGCCCGCGACCGCGCCCUCAAUAAGCGCAAGCACACGGCCGCGUCGGACGACUUUCGCGCGCGGCCGUCGGGCCCCGCGCAGCAGCAGCACCGGCACUUCCACCACCAAGCCAACAACUUUGCCGGCGGCGGCGGAGGUCGCGGCGGCGGAGGCUCGGGGCGAGGCCUCUUUCGCGGUAACGGCGGCGGCGGGAAUAACCGCGGGCCUAGAGGCCAGCGCAGCGGCGCGCCUAAGGGGGCCCGUGGCGGCCGUGGGGGCGGGUAUUACAAAAGUCUGGAUGAUGUUGGUGGCCGUGACGCACAGCCCGGUUUCGCCCAGAUGUACGAGGACGGCUUUCAGGGACAGAAUAUCCCGACGGGGCCGUCGAACCCGGCGAACCCGGGGUUUUAUGGCUAUUAG
This is a messenger RNA of Parathielavia appendiculata, 1746 nucleotides long. RefSeq lists its product as uncharacterized. Gene Ontology annotation, biological process: rRNA methylation; box C/D sno(s)RNA 3'-end processing. NCBI's taxonomy places the organism in Eukaryota, Fungi, Ascomycota, Sordariomycetes, Sordariales, Chaetomiaceae. The record is from RefSeq and is a predicted model, not a curated record. Gene Ontology annotation, cellular component: small-subunit processome; box C/D methylation guide snoRNP complex. The coding region runs from base 1 to 1746 and encodes 581 amino acids. Gene Ontology annotation, molecular function: rRNA methyltransferase activity; histone H2AQ104 methyltransferase activity; RNA binding. The transcript has 2 exons.